Messenger RNA from Necator americanus (New World hookworm), 1578 nucleotides. RefSeq lists its product as uncharacterized. The transcript is spliced from 7 exons. NCBI's taxonomy places the organism in Eukaryota, Metazoa, Nematoda, Chromadorea, Rhabditida, Ancylostomatidae. Bases 1 to 1578 code for a protein of 525 amino acids. The record is from RefSeq and is a predicted model, not a curated record.
AUGUGCCAUAACGAAGAAAUUUACUCGGAAAUGGACAUGGUGUACCUGCGGAUGACAGAUAGAAAACGUCAACAUCUUCCCCGGACUUCUGAUGUAGUCAUGAAAAACCUUCUUCGCUUCUUUGGUCACGUUAUGAGGAGAGCGUCUGAUCGUCUUGUCCAAGUAGUCCUGAGGAUGCUCCCAGAUCCCAACUGGGAAAGGCCAACUGGUCGUAAAAGAAAGUUCUGGACGAAGGUGGUGAAGGAAAAUCUGAGGACAUUUGGCGUUGACUGGCAGUCGAGACGUGAAGUCGAGAAGUUCCGCCGCCUGUGUGGAAUAGCGACGGAUAGGAUGAAGAUUCUAGUAUUUCUACUGUCCGUAAGCUCUACGUUGGCUCAUCGCCACCACGGCUACAACCAUGGUUUCGGCGCCGGUUACACACCCGAUUACCCGAAAAACAAUUUCAACAACUUCAACUCCAACAAUGGUAACGGCUACACCACCGAAUACGAUACAACAACAUUCCUGAACAGAGCCUCACCGCAAGCGAUGUAUGAAUACAGACGAAUCACAGAGAACACCUCUCAAUCGUUCGAGAAAAUGGAGGCAGAACUGCGAAAUUGGGCCAAGAAUUAUGGAUUAGAGAAAGAGUACAGUUACUACAAGGAAGCCACUGAAAAUAGAGUGGACACGUUCUUUACCUCCGUUAAAAAAUUAGUGAGCAAACUGGAUCAAUUCUUCACCAAAUUCAAAAACGUCAGGGAUAGAAAGACGAACUCAAUUGAAGACAUGAACAAAGCUGUACGUGAUCUGUUCUAUGAUAUGAAUCCUGAGCAGCAGAUGGUGGUCAACUUUAUCAUCAACACAUAUCAUUAUCCAAGAAGCCAAUUACCGUGUGGUGGUGGCAAAUUUGGACCCGGAUGGAACCCAAACAAUAAUGGACAUCCGUUCGGACAUGACAAAUUCCCCGGAAACGGUCACGGAUACUCUGGCAAUAAUGACGGACGUUUUCCAAAUAACGGCGGCAACGGUGGAUUUCCGUGGAACCAUGGGGGAUAUCCUGGUAAAAACGAUGGCGGCUUCCCAGGUCAUAAUGGAGGCCACUUCGGCGGCAGUGGUGAAUUUCCAGGAAACAGUGGAGGAUAUCCUGGUAAAAAUGAUGGCAGUUUCCCCGGUUAUAAUGGAGGCCAUCAAGGCGGCAACGGUGGAUUUCCCUGGAACGAUGGAGGAAACCCCGAUAAGAACGAUGGCGGCUUCCCAGGUCAUAAUGGAGGCCACCUAGGUGGUAGUGGUGGAUUCCCAGAGAACAGUGGAGAAUAUCCUGGUAAAAAUGAUGACAGCUUCCCAGGUCAUAACGGAGGCUACCCAAACGGCAACAGUGGCUCACAUCCGUGGAACAGUGGAGGAUAUCCCGAAGGGAACAAAAACUUCCCAGAUCACAAUGGAGGACAUCCAUGGGGCAGUGGAGGAAACACUGAUGAGAACGGAUUUCCCUCAAAUCACAAUGGAAGACGUACGGGAGACCAAGAAUCGAUAUCGACCUCCGACGACCGUAAAAGAGAUCGCACGCCAAGUUUCGGGAAUGCGUACCUUCAAUGA